Panicum virgatum (switchgrass) is the source of this 2513-nucleotide messenger RNA. Its product is annotated as putative clathrin assembly protein At5g57200. Gene Ontology annotation, biological process: vesicle budding from membrane; clathrin coat assembly; clathrin-dependent endocytosis. Gene Ontology annotation, cellular component: clathrin-coated pit; clathrin-coated vesicle. NCBI's taxonomy places the organism in Eukaryota, Viridiplantae, Streptophyta, Magnoliopsida, Poales, Poaceae. The record is from RefSeq and is a predicted model, not a curated record. The coding region runs from base 501 to 2348 and encodes 615 amino acids. Gene Ontology annotation, molecular function: SNARE binding; 1-phosphatidylinositol binding; clathrin heavy chain binding. The transcript has 15 exons.
ACAACACCACCACUGGCAAACGCUCGAGCAAACCGCUCUCGGCACACACCACCACGGUGCCGCCAACACAACGCAGUGCAGGUUGACCAAAUGUCGCCGGAGCCUCCGCACGGAUGGUGCAGCCGCCGCCACCGCGUCACGGCACACACGCCGCGGCCGGCGUCGCCGCCGCGCACUGAACGCCAGUGCCGCCGGCGCCGCCGCGCACCGGACGCCGGUGCCGCCAGCGCCGCCGACCCCAAACAGCCGCGGGAGCCGCCGCCGCCGCUCCACGAUGCGGGCAGGCCCCGAAAGGAGCCACCACCGCUGCUUCACAGGCCGCGGCCGGCGUCGCCACCGCGCCCCGCCACGCGGGCACCGCCGCCCCCGCCCCCCUUCGCGCCGAGGCCCGAGGAGGAAGAUCCGGCGGUGAAGGGCACGGAUCCGGCGGCGUAGGGCGCGGAUCCGGCCGCCCGGGAGGCGGAACCGGCCGCGGAGCGCCGGAGCCGGCCACCACCGCCAUGGACGCCGAGCUACCAAGAGAGGACGAGGGGGAGGGAAGGAGGAGCCCCGCCGCCUUCCUUGCAGCCGCACGGGCUUCCGGCGACCGCUCAGGCGGCGGCGAGACGGGCAGGGGCGCGGCCUGGGGGGGCGGCGGCGCUCGGGCUGGUUCCGCCCGAGCCGCCCCAGGGGAGCGAUGCGGACGGGAGGAAGCGUUUUGUUUUCCCGAAUUGGAUAUUGCAAUUGUGAAGGCAACCAACCAUGUAGAAUGCCCUCCCAAGGAACGGCAUGUCAGAAAAAUAUUCAUCGCAACCUCAGCAAAUCGCCCUCGCGCAGACGUCACAUACUGCAUAUAUGCAUUGUCAAGAAGAAUGUCCAAGACAAAGAACUGGAUAGUUAAAUUGAAGACAUUAAUAGUGGUACAUAGGCUUCUGAGAGAAGGUGAUCCCACAUUCAAAGAAGAGUUCCUGGCCUACACAUGCAGGGGAAACAUUUUGCAUAUGGCAAAUUUCAAGGAUGACUCUAGCCAAUUAGCCUGGGAUUGCUCCGCAUGGGUUCGCACCUAUGCGCUAUUCCUGGAGGAACGGCUUGAGUGCUUUAGGGUUCUCAAAUACGACAUCGAAACUGAGCGCCUCAUGAAAUCGCCCCAGUGUUCUACCAAGGGACAUAGUAAAACCAGGACCCUACCUUGCCCAGAUCUUUUGGAGCAGUUGCCUGCACUGCAGCAGCUGCUUUUCAGGGUUGUUGGAGUCCAGCCGGAAGGUUCUGCCUGGUCAAACUACCUCAUUCAGUACGCACUAGCCCUGGUUGUGAAGGAGAGCUUCAAGAUCUACUGUGCAAUUAAUGAUGGCAUCAUCAACCUUGUUGAUAUGUUCUUCGAUAUGCCAAAGUAUGAUGCUAUCAAGGCUCUGACUAUUUACAAACGAGCUGGCCUGCAGGCAGAAAACCUUGCUGAGUUCUAUGAAUUCUGCAAACUGCUUGAGCUGGCCAGGACAUUCCAAUUUCCUACUCUCAGGCAGCCACCCCCCUCAUUCCUUGCAACAAUGGAAGAGUACAUCAGAGAAGCACCCCGCCCCUCAGUCAAGAGUGUGGAGAGUGAGGAACCAAAGCUACUGACUUAUGACAAAGAAGCUCCACAGGAACCUGAAAAGCCAGCAGAAGAGGAGAAAGAAGAACCUGAACAAGAACCAGAAUCUCAAGCUGAGCCUGAACUAGAACCCCAGCCACAGCAAACAACUGGAGAUCUCCUAAACCUGGAUGCAGAGGUCAACCCUUCGGUUAUGGAACUCGAAGAAUGCAAUGCAUUGGCACUUGCCAUUGUAGCUCCAGGUGACCAAAACAAGGCGUCAACAUCUCAAAAUCUGUUUGAUGGAAGCUCAUCGGGGUGGGAGUUGGCACUUGUCACCGCUCCAAGCACCAAUAUAAGCCAGCCAGUUAAGACCAACUUGGCUGGAGGCUUUGACAAGCUGUUACUCGACAGCCUCUACGAAGACGAGGCAAGGAGGCAGCAGAUCGCCAGUGUGACCUACGCUGGCAGCCUUGGAACAGCCAACCCUUUCGACGCCAAUGCCAAUGGCCCGUUCGCCAUGUCCAGCAGCUUCGCACCACCAUCUAAUGUGCAGUUGGCACUGAUGAACCAGCAGCAACAGCAGUACUACCAGGUGCAGCAGCAGUAUUUCCAGCCACAGCAGCAUCAGUAUUUUCAGCAGCAACAACAGAUAAUGGCGAUGCCGACACCAAACAUGUACCACCACCAAUAUCAGUAUGCUGCGCCUCCCUCCAGAGCUCCAAAUCCAUUUGGUGAUCCUUUCAGCGACCUUGUAGCGGUGGGUGCUCCUGGAAAACAGGGCAACUCAAGCUUUGUCUGAACUGGUUGCUACUUCUGACCAUUCUAACUUGAGUAGAGCAGCAAACCUGUACAGCAUGAGUUCCUCUGCUGAGUGAAGAUGUUGUAUAUUAAUGCUUUCUUUUGCAAUAUCCACAUUUUCGAAGAUAACAUGAUUGGUACCAGUUCUAUAGUGCUUUCUUCACUA